This is a messenger RNA of Bombus huntii, 1792 nucleotides long. RefSeq names its product esterase FE4-like. The record is from RefSeq and is a predicted model, not a curated record. NCBI's taxonomy places the organism in Eukaryota, Metazoa, Arthropoda, Insecta, Hymenoptera, Apidae. The transcript has 8 exons. Gene Ontology annotation, molecular function: hydrolase activity. Bases 49 to 1629 code for a protein of 526 amino acids.
UACGCAAAAAGGUAUGGCAGUAUCAAGUUGGCAAGAACUUUGUGAACAAUGGGCAAACCGUUAGUAACUGUGAAGGAAGGAAAAUUGGAAGGCGCAGUAUUGAAAAGUGGCCUAGGAUUGUCAUAUAUCGCCUUCAGAGGGAUACCUUUCGCCGCUCCUCCUAUCGGAAAUCUUAGAUUUAGGGAUCCUCAACCACCUGCAUCAUGGACUGGUAUCUUGGAUACAUCCAAAGACACGAAAUACAUGUGCCCACAGUUGGAAGAAAAUCCGCCUUUCGAUGUUAUUGGCAACGAAGAUUGUCUUUAUUUGAAUGUUUACACGAAUUCUCUCGAUCAAUCGAAGCCCGUUAUGUUCUGGGUUCAUGGAGGGGCAUUCAUACUAGGCAAUUCGAGUUUUCACGAAUCGAGGCCCGACUAUUUACUCGCCAAAGAUGUUGUAGUUGUCUCGGCUAACUACAGGCUUGGCGCAUUCGGAUUUUUAAAUUUGGGCCACCGAGUCGCGCCAGGAAAUUUAGGCUUAAAAGAUUUAAUCGCAGCUCUAGAGUGGGUCAAGAAAAAUAUCGCCAACUUUGGCGGAGAUUCCAAUAACGUUACGAUUUUUGGAGUUAGCGCUGGAGCAACUUUGGUACAUUCCUUACUCGUAUCGCCUCGGGCGAAAGGACUGUUUCACAAAGCGAUUUUGCAGAGUGGUACAUUGACGUGUCCUUGGGCAAAUUCCGAGAUUGAAAAUGGUUCUGAAGGCGGUUUUAAACUUGCCUCGCUUCUUGGCAAAGAUUCUAAUGAUCCUGUCGAAGUUUUUGAAUUUUUACGAACAGUGCCUGCCGAGGACAUCGUAAAAGCCCAAAUUUCACUUUUAUCUCCGGAGAGAGAGAAGGCCAGUAUCCUACCUUUUAGACCCAACAGUGACGAAGUGGCAGAGAAUCCUGUUUUACCAGAACCGAUCGCACAAUUAAUUGCGAAAGAAGCAGAUGUGCCCGUGAUAAUCAGUUACACGGCACACGAAUAUUUGAUGAUCAUAAAAGAUAAGAGCGGAAAAUUAAUAAAUGCUUUCAACCAGUAUCUCUAUGGUCACGUGAAAAAUUUGGGAUUAUUGAAGAAAUUAGGGGAUGCAGAAAUGGAAAAAUUGUUCGCGUUGGUAAAAAAUCAAUACUUCGAUGGAAAACCGAUCAGCGUGGAUAAUUUAACCGAAUUUUCAAAAUUACUCAGUCUUAUUAAUUUCGGCAUUCCCGCGAUGUUGUUGCUAGAGGAUCGCGUGAAAAGAACGACCGCGCCUAGUUAUCUCUGUGUAUUUUCAUACGUUGGCAAUGAGAAAACCCCGACGGAUCUUCUAGUAACACGACAGAUUUCUGGAGCGUCUCAUACCGACGAUGUCGCGUAUUUGCUAUACUUACCCAAAUGUAAAACUGAACAUCCUGAUCCACCAGCGAUUGGUACGAAGGACAGGAUUACGUUAGAAAGAAUGACUAGAAUGUGGACCAAUUUUGCUAUAACUGGGAAUCCUACCUCGGUCAAAGAUGAGUUUGUCAACGUUGAUUGGAAGCCUGCAACGAAGGAAGAUCUGUGUUAUUUGAAAAUUGACGACGAGUUACAGUUGCUGCCUAUUUCACCACAUCUUUUAUCCUUUAAGUAGACUAUAUCAAUCUUUUUUUGCGUGGGACGAAAAUUAAUUUUGGGAGAAUUUUUAUUUCUUUUUAUUCACAUGUAAUUUAUAAUAAUACAUGUAAUCGCUUUCUUACGUUCAGUAAGAAAGCAAAGGGUGCAAAGGAAGUAAUAAAUACAUUACAUAUUUUCUA